AUGCCGGCGAAGGACGAGGCGGACAUCCCCUCGAGGGAAAGCUCCGAAUAUGAGAAUGUCGACGUGGAAAAGGCCCAAUCUGGCCCCGAGAUGGACGUCGAGGAAGCUGUGGAGAAGGAACCCGAAAACACCCAAGAUGACAUCGGAAGUGAACUGGAGAAGCACCUCUCGAGAAAGAGUAGUAGGAAGCACAGACUCACGCCUGAGGUAUAUCCGGUGAUGGAUUUGGAGAAUAACCUGGUCGGAUGGGAAAGUCAAGAUGACCCUACACAUCCAAGGAACUUCGCGGAGAGGAGGAAGUGGUUCAUUCUAGGCCUCGUUUCCGCCAUCACCUUCCUCAGUCCAUUGGCCUCGUCCAUCUUCGCUCCCGGAAUCCCCUUUGUCAAUGCAGCCUUCCACAACUCGUCACAAAUUCUAGGCGCUUUCUCCGUCAGUGUCUUCGUCUUGGGAUUUGCUGUCGGGCCACUCUUCCUCAGUCCGCUCUCCGAGAUUUAUGGCCGCCGCAUUGUGCUCAAUGUGUCCAACGUCGUCUUCUGUGCGUUCAACCUGGGUUGCGCGCUCGCUCCUAGCCUAGGCGGCCUCAUCGUCAUGCGCCUCAUCGCCGGCACCGGAGGCUCCGCCUGUCUGACUAUUGGAUCCGGUGUCAUCUCCGAUCUCUUCCCCACAGAACAGCGCGGCAAGGCCAUGGCCAUGUACUCUCUCGGCAUUUUAUUCGGCCCCGUCCUCGGCCCUAUCUGUGGCGGCUUCAUUGCGCAGAGGGCAGGCUGGAGAUGGGAUUUCUGGGUCGUCUUCAUCGUUGCGUGCAUCCUCACCACGGGCAUUAUUGUCUUGAAUCGCGAGACGAACCACGUUGUCCUGCUCGACUGGAAGACGAACCGGCUCCGGAAGGAACUCGAGCGCCCGGAGUUGCAGAACAUUCUCACCCAUAACAAGGACGCUGCUGCCCGGAGCCGCAAGAACAUCCUGAAGCAGGGUUUCAUUCGACCGCUCAAGCUGCUCUUCAAGUCGCCAAUUGUGCUUCUCCUCAGCUUGUACAUGUCAUUUGUCUUCGGAUUACUCUUCCUUCUCUUUACCACUAUCACCCAGGUCUAUAUCCAGACCUAUGGCUGGUCACCCGAACUCUGUGGGUUGGCCUACCUCGGCGUCGGUCUAGGCAACUUCAUGGGCAUCAUUUUCGUUGCGAGGACUUCGGACGCUACUAUCAUCCGUCUCACAAAGAAGAACAACAACGUCUACGAGCCCGAGAUGCGCUUACCGACAUGCGUCUUCUUCGGCUUCUUGAUUCCCAUCUCAUUCUUCUGGUACGGCUGGGGAACAGACCAACACGUUCACUGGGUUGUCCCUAUAAUCGGGCUUCUCCCCUUCGGUUUCGGCAUGAUGGGCAUUUUCGCACCCAUCCAGACUUAUCUUGUCGAUGCCUUCCCGCAGUACGCAGCCUCCGCCAUCGCAGGCAUGACGUCCAUCCGAUGUCUCUUCGGCGCCGUGCUGCCGCUUGCCGGUCCUAGCAUGUACGAAAGUCUCGGGCUUGGGUGGGGCAAUUCGCUUCUGGGUUUCGUGGCCGUCGCUAUGAUUCCCUUCCCGGCGCUGAUUUAUAAAUAUGGCGGCAAGAUUCGGAAGAGGUGGCCUGUGCAGGUGUAG
Trematosphaeria pertusa is the source of this 1638-nucleotide messenger RNA. Its product is annotated as MFS general substrate transporter. NCBI's taxonomy places the organism in Eukaryota, Fungi, Ascomycota, Dothideomycetes, Pleosporales, Trematosphaeriaceae. The record is from RefSeq and is a predicted model, not a curated record. The transcript is spliced from 5 exons. Gene Ontology annotation, molecular function: transmembrane transporter activity. Gene Ontology annotation, biological process: transmembrane transport. Gene Ontology annotation, cellular component: membrane. The coding region runs from base 1 to 1638 and encodes 545 amino acids.